Messenger RNA from Drosophila erecta, 576 nucleotides. RefSeq names its product 5-hydroxyisourate hydrolase. The transcript has 2 exons. Gene Ontology annotation, biological process: purine nucleobase metabolic process. Bases 48 to 488 code for a protein of 146 amino acids. Lineage: Eukaryota; Metazoa; Arthropoda; Insecta; Diptera; Drosophilidae. The record is from RefSeq and is a predicted model, not a curated record. Gene Ontology annotation, molecular function: hydroxyisourate hydrolase activity.
AAUUCCCACUGUCAUCCUUAUCAGUACUUUCCAUUGCUUAAUGCAAAAUGCAAUCAAAGAUUAAGAUAAACAGUAAUCUGCAUAUUUUGCUAUCUGCUGAGAUACCAGAGAUACCUACGAUCUUUAGUCUUAAAGUUGCCCUCAGGAUGGACGCGCGAAAAUGUUCUACCCACAUAUUGGAUACUUCAGUGGGAAAGGCGGCAGCCAAUGUGAGAGUAACAGUUUCCAGGCUGGACGAGAUUCAGGAGUGGAGAUCCCUUCGGGCGGCCCAAACUGAUGCGGAUGGUCGCUGCCUGCUUUUGCAACCCGGUCAAUUCCCCAGCGGGAUCUACAAGCUGACCUUUCACGUGGGCGCCUAUUACGCAGAGCGCAAUGUGAAGACCCUGUAUCCAGCAAUCGACUUAAUUGUAGAUUGCAGUGAGAACCAGAAUUAUCACAUUCCCUUGUUACUCAAUCCCUUUGGAUAUUCCACUUAUCGUGGCACAUAACUUGUGACUCAGAGUACAUAAGGAAUGGAUUUUAUAUAACUAAAAAAAAAAAUUUCUAAUUGCUUUGAAUAAAUUCCAUUGGAGUGUU